UUUACAAUAUAUUUUCAUAUAACAUUGAACUAAUGUAAUACAAGACAAUAUUUAUUUGUAUAAUUGCUUAUUCAACCAAGGUUAUAUCUAAGUAAACUAAAUUGAAAUUUAUAAAACAAUAUUAUACUGAAUUUUUUAUUGCAACAUAUUGUUUAAUAUAUAAUUUCUUUAAGAAGUGAGAAUGGUAAAAUUUGCCUUAAUUCUUGUGUUCAUUUCAGUGUUUCUAGAACCUGUCAUAAUUUCUGCACCUGUAGAACUGGAAGAAGAUGAUUCUAUAGAAAUUCCAGUUAAAUCCACAAGAAGGCCCAAUAGUGGAUUAGCGUUCCUAAGGCCAGCGGACGACGCUAUAUUCAAUUUUAUAAACAAAUUAGUGAAUACCAGUUAUUUAUCAUCGAAAAUGAUGGUUAACAGAGUGAAGGCUCAAAGUGAAGUUAGGAAAGAAAUUGAAGACCAAGUAGAAGAGUUCUUAGAAAAUCUACCCAGUGCUCCAAUUCCUAUUGUAGAUGAUCUUAUAUUAUCUAAGAGAAAAAUUAUUCCAAGAAACAUUGCAUGAACUAUAUUUUUUUCUAAUAUGAAUAAUUUUGUACCUUUAAUUAGAAGCGGUGUUAUUAUCUAUUAUAAAUAAUCUUAGAGA
Messenger RNA from Diorhabda carinulata, 634 nucleotides. RefSeq lists its product as uncharacterized. The transcript has 3 exons. NCBI's taxonomy places the organism in Eukaryota, Metazoa, Arthropoda, Insecta, Coleoptera, Chrysomelidae. The record is from RefSeq and is a predicted model, not a curated record. The coding region runs from base 182 to 553 and encodes 123 amino acids.